GAGUUUAAAAGUACCAUGCUGUCAUUACUCCAUACGCAAGUCCCUCGCAAUAAUCUUCCUCUUCAUCAUCAGUGGCCAUGAAGCAGACACUCUGAACUCCACUCCACUCUACUGGUUUUUACAGCUUAAGUAGGAGAGGCAAACCAAAUUUGUAUAUAGACAUCAUCGGGUAGCGCAGGUUCAGCAGCUUCAAACGAAGAUUUCGUCGAUCAUUGAGGCGGCUGCCCAGCGGCUCGUUAACUGACGCUUCUUUGGCAGUCGAGGUAGCCAUGACGGGGGAUACUCUGUCCUCACCCACUUCGGUCGAAGAGGUCAAUGGAAAAUCUCAUUCGAAGACUAGCGGGAACGGGCAUUUGCUCGUGCUGGGAUUCGGCAGCCAAGCUCAUGUCGUCAAUAGCUUCAAGGUAGGAAUGUACCUUGCGGAAAGAGGCGUGACCAUCACGUACGUCAGUCGGCAGAAGUACAUCAACCAGCUCAAGCAGAGCUACUCGCCCGAGAAGCUCAAGGCAUUGGGCAUCCGGACGGUAGGUUUGGCCGAUGGAUAUGAAGGAACGCACAUCUUCGAUCGAGCGACUCGCUUCGAACAAGUCUUUCAACCGUAUCUGGAGGAGCUGAUCGCAGACAGAAAGGCAGGACUCGCCAUCCCCACUGCCAUCUUGGCCGACAGGUUUCUUCAAUUCGCCAAGGAUGUCGCCCAGAAGCUGGAAAUCAAAAGGUACGUCUUCUUCAGCGCUUCUGUCUCAGAGCCGAUGAUGUACAUGGCCGUGCAAGAGCUCCACAGAAAAGGGACGGUAAGAAAACUCGAGAAUGGGGAAUUUGUAGGCCUCGAGAAUGUUCCGAAUGUUCCAGGGUGCGAUUGGAUGCGACAGCAGGACUUGCCCUGGGUUUUAUGGGCUGACACUAAGGCAAUGUUGGACAUAAGCCACACCAUGACGGACGCUGAUGGCCUUGUCCUCAACUACUUCGACGACUUGGGCCCCAGAUGCCUCGAAACUCUCGGAAAUUCACUCUCUGCCCAAAGUGGCACGACAGGAAAGGCACCGAAGCUGUUCACGAUCGGGCCGUUGUCGAACGCGGCCACGUCUGUGAACGUGGCAUGCAACGGCGGCGAACUGAAGAAGACGGAAAUGCAAUGCUUCGACUGGCUCGACCAGCAGCCGACGAGCUCCGUCCUGUACGUCUGCUUCGGCUCGAUAUUCCGGCCCGACGCGCCGCAGCUCUACGAGCUGGCUCUGGGCCUGGAAGCCAGCAACCAACGGUUUCUUCUGGUCCUGCCCGCCACCGAGCGGCAAGGACUUCGGAAGGAUGGAGCUGUCACUUUGGAGGACGAGCUGCCCGAAAACUUCGCCUCGCGCGUCAGCGACCGGGGACUGAUUGUUUAUGGCUGGGUGCCGCAAAUCCAGAUGCUGGCGCAUACGUCCGUCGGAGGUUUCAUGUCCCACUGCGGCUGGAGCUCUUGCCUCGAGAGCUUCGGCAGCGGCGUUCCUAUGAUUGCCUGGCCCAUGGCCGCCGACCAGAAUCCCAAUUGCAGGUACGUGGUGAACGAGCUGAAGGUGGGCAUCGAGCUGACGGGCAAGAAAGGGGACAUGGUCUUUGCUUCGUUUUCAAUGCGAGUGACCGGGAAGAAGUACGACACGUUCGUGGAGAAAGACGAGAUCGCGCGGGCGGUCGAAGUGUUGAUGGAGGAAGAAGAAGGGAAGGCCACGAGGGCGAGAGCUCAGGCCUUGAGGGUGAAGCUCGGGGCAGCGUUAGCCGUUGGCGGGUCGUCGUACCGGCAUCUGCAGGAGCUCGCCGAUCACAUCAACGAGUGAGAAGCUCCUGGGCGGCAGGCGGCGAGCGGUGUGGUUAGCUCACGUGGCAAUUUUGCGUUCGUCGAAAUCAGGCCUCGCAGUACGGCACGCGGAAAGUAGGGACUGUAAUACACGUCACCACAUAUUUGCACACCAAUUUGUUUUGUAAAUUGAAUGUAAUAAAUUUUUUCUAGAAAAUACC
Molecule: messenger RNA, 1992 nt
Organism: Marchantia polymorpha subsp. ruderalis
Lineage: Eukaryota; Viridiplantae; Streptophyta; Marchantiopsida; Marchantiales; Marchantiaceae
Source: the annotation of a GenBank genome assembly